CAUUUCAGAUUGAGAUGAGUUUUCGGGUGUUAAAAUCUCUGUUGAGACGAGGUUGGCGAACUCGAGGAGAGAGUACAAGUACAAUUUCAAGCUUUAGACAGAUUUACCAAAUUCUUCCAACGAGGUUUGUUUCAAGGACUCCUCUCACGUUUAUAGCUUUAGGUGGUUUGGGUAUAACCGUGUACGAGUGUAGAGGGAGUGGGAGAAAUUUACAAGACAAAUUCCUCAAGGCGAUUAAGUCGGGGAAUAUUAUAGAAGUUGAAGCAUUGCUUAAAUCUGGAGGUGUAGAUGUAAAUGGUAAACAUGAACUAGGUUGGGGUCCUCUUCAUAUUGCAGCAGUUAACUCUAGAAGAGAGAUUGUAAGUGUACUGCUGGAGUACGGAGCAGACCCUGAUAUAGAAGAUGAAUUUAUGAAUGUUUACACAACAGCCAGAGAGAAAAGGAUGCAGAGUAUUGAUGUACAGAUAUCAAGAGAAGACGAGUUCUCAAACAGGCUUAGUAACAGAGCCAAUUUCAGAGGAUGCACUCCACUACACUACGCUGCUCUGGCAGAUGAUCCUGGUAUUGUGAAUGCAUUAUUAGAGGCAGGAGCGGAUCCUCUAAAAGUGAAUGAUUACGGUAAAACUCCAUUGGACUAUUCCAGAGAUCCUGUAAUCAAAAAUGUUUUAAAGGUGUAUGGAGAGAAGUACCUUGAGCUGAAGAAGCAGAGGGAGGUAGAGGAGAGGAGAAGGUUUCCCUUGGAGCAGAAGCUUAAGCAGUUCAUUGUUGGACAGGAGGGAGCAAUUAGUACAGUCGCAGCAGCUAUACGCAGGAAGGAGAAUGGUUGGACGGAUGACGAGCAUCCGUUAGUGUUCCUGUUCCUUGGUUCAUCAGGGAUUGGGAAAACUGAACUAGCAAAACAAGUAUCCAGAUAUUUGCACAAACAAGACAAUAAGGGAUUUAUUCGGCUUGACAUGUCUGAGUUUCAGGAGAAGCACGAGGUGGCUAAACUGAUUGGAUCUCCACCAGGCUAUGUUGGACAUGAUGAUGGUGGACAGCUAACUAAACGUCUAAGAGAGUUCCCUGACGGUGUAGUUCUAUUUGACGAGGUAGAUAAAGCCCAUCCUGAUGUUCUUACAGUGCUCCUCCAACUAUUCGACGAAGGACGUCUAACAGAUGGGAAGGGUAAGACGAUUGAGUGUAAGAACGCUAUAUUUAUAAUGACCUCUAACCUAGCUAGCUCAGAGAUAGCGGACCACGCUAUUCAGCUCAGGCGUGAGAGUGAAGAGGUUGCUAAAGCAAAGUUUAAUGAAUUUCCAAAAGAAGGAGAAAUUAUUCAGGAGAAGAUUGCGAUCUCAAAACAUUUCAAGGAGAAGAUAGUUCAACCUAUACUGAAAACACACUUUCGACGAGACGAAUUUCUCGGACGGAUUAAUGAGAUUGUUUAUUUUCUCCCAUUCUCAAGGAGUGAACUGUUGCACCUAGUCGAGAAGGAACUAGAGUUCUGGGCUGGAAGAGCGCAGCGGAAGCACAGUAUAGUCUUAAGCUGGGACAGGAGCGUUCUGAACCUCCUGGCAGACGGAUACAAUGUUUACUAUGGAGCUAGAUCUAUUAAACAUGAGGUUGAGAGAAGGAUAGUAUCCCAGCUAGCUCUGGCACAUGAAACAGAUCAGAUCUCGGAGAAAUCUUAUGUUAAACUAACCACUACUGGGGCAACAGACCAGGAUUUAGGAGUACUCAGGUAUUUAAUGUUUAAGUGUCCUUUAAAAAUCUAAUUUUUUACGUUGCGA
Eurytemora carolleeae is the source of this 1769-nucleotide messenger RNA. RefSeq names its product caseinolytic peptidase B protein homolog. NCBI's taxonomy places the organism in Eukaryota, Metazoa, Arthropoda, Copepoda, Calanoida, Temoridae. The transcript is spliced from 19 exons. Gene Ontology annotation, biological process: cellular response to heat. Bases 15 to 1754 code for a protein of 579 amino acids. The record is from RefSeq and is a predicted model, not a curated record. Gene Ontology annotation, molecular function: ATP binding; ATP hydrolysis activity; protein binding. Gene Ontology annotation, cellular component: mitochondrion; cytoplasm.